This is a messenger RNA of Xenopus tropicalis (tropical clawed frog), 2864 nucleotides long. RefSeq names its product PWP1 homolog, endonuclein (gene pwp1). The coding region runs from base 115 to 1674 and encodes 519 amino acids. The record is from RefSeq and is a predicted model, not a curated record. The transcript is spliced from 15 exons. Lineage: Eukaryota; Metazoa; Chordata; Amphibia; Anura; Pipidae. Gene Ontology annotation, cellular component: chromosome; nucleolus; nucleus. Gene Ontology annotation, biological process: rRNA processing; regulation of DNA-templated transcription.
UACUGCAGACAUUCCGGAAACACAUGGGACGGACAGGGCGCAGCCAUUGCUGACUGGCUCAUUAGCUAACUACUGUAAGACUGUAGCUUGUAGAUCAGCGCUGUUGCAGCCACAAUGAGCUGUCAGAUAACCUGCCUGUCCUGGGUAUCGCGGGGAGUCGCUAAAGAGAGCCCCGACAAGGUUCAGCUGAGUGAAGCAGAACUGACUAGACUUAUUUCUGAAGCAAAGGAGCAAUUAGAAAUCCCUUUAAGGGGAUUCCUCUUCUGCAUUUGUUCUCUACCUUCUAACAGAGGAGAACUUGAGGGUGACGAAGAUGAAGCUGAGCAAAAUGAAGGCGACAACAUGGAAAGCAAUGAAGAGGCAGAAGCAAACGAGGCUCCGCAAGAUGGCGAAGAACAGGAGGAAAGUAUUUCAAAGCUGAAUGAUGAUGAGUUGGCAGAAUAUGAUCUGGACAACUACGAUGAAGAAGGAAGGACAGAUGUUAUAAACCUUGGAGACAGCCUUGCUGGGCUCUCUGUGUACAGCAGUAAUGAGGAAGAUGCUUAUGUCACACUGAAAGAUACAGAACAAUAUGAGAAAGAAGAUUAUGUAAUUAAACCCACAGAUAACCUGCUGGUUUGUGGACGGGCAGAAAAAGAUCACUGCAAUCUGGAGAUUCAUGUCUAUAACCAGGAAGAAGAUUCUUUCUAUGUCCACCACGAUAUACUUUUGCCAGCGUACCCACUCUGCACUGAAUGGCUGAAUUUCGAUCCCAGCCCAGAAGAAUCUACUGGUAACUAUGUUGCAGUUGGGAACAUGACCCCUGUUAUUGAUGUUUGGGACCUUGAUCUGGUCGAUUGCCUAGAGCCGGUCUUCUCCCUGGGGUGCAAACAAACGAAAAAGAAGAAAAAGAAAGGCAAGAAGGGGGCUUCAUCUGAAGGAACACAGGAAGGACAUUCUGAUGCAGUUCUGGACCUUUCAUGGAACAAACAAAUCAGGAAUGUGCUGGCCAGCGCUUCAGCUGACAAUACAGUUCUACUCUGGGACAUGUCUAUAGGGAAACCUGCUGCCAGCCUCACCAUGCACACUGAUAAGGUGCAGACACUGCAUUUCCACCCCUUCGAACCACAGACACUCAUUUCUGGAUCUUUUGACAAAUCAGCCAUAUUAUAUGACUGCAGGAGCCCACAAGAAAACCAUAGAACGUGGCGGUUCAGUGGGCAGGUGGAAAGAGUUGUUUGGAAUCACUUCUCUCCCAGGAACUUCUUGGCGAGCACGGAUGAUGGCUUUGUGUAUUGUUUGGAUGCCAGAUCUGAUAAACCCCUGUUCACAAUUAAGGCACAUGACGGAGAGGUGUCAGGACUUGCCUUAAGUAGCCAAAUAAAGGGAUGUCUUGUGACUUCCUCGGAAGAUAAAUAUGUGAAGAUUUGGGACAUUAUGUUGGACAAGCCAAGUCUAGUUCACUCCAGAAACAUGAAAAUGGGUGUCUUGUUUUGUGCUGCAUGCUGCCCGGAUUUACCGUUUCUUUAUGCAUUUGGUGGACAAAAAGAUGGACUGCGAGUCUGGGACAUCUCCACUAUCGCUGCUGUGAAAGAGGCUUUCGGAAGCAGAGAGAGACUCGUGCUCUCCACAUCACUGGAUCCAGCAUCUGGAAAGAGUGAGGCCAGCGGCACAGCAGACACAAUGGAAUCCUAAAUCCUAUGGACCAAAUAUGUUCCUCUAUAGAUUCUCACAGCUGUACUGUACUGCUGCCAACAAAGUGAUCUGUGUGAAUCAAAAUAUAUAUAUAUUUAUUAAUAACGAGCCAGACAGUCUGUAGAAGCAAUUCAGAUAGCUGCCAUUGAGGUAGAACAACUUUAUAUCAGGUAUUGGUUCUGGCAUUAAUAAAGCUACUGAGUAGCAUUGAAAUACCAUGCAUUGCUGCGGGUCACUUUCACAGGUGAUGACAGCAAGUGUCAUUGCCAACCCUUUUUCUGUUAUUGUUGCCCAAAAAUGGGUGCCCCUGUCUACAGGGUUAUCUGUGGGAGCACAGCCCUACUGUCCCUUGGUACUUACCUCUCUUCAUUAUGGCUGCCCUUGUAAAAUAGUUCAAUAGAAGAUUAAAACCCAUAAAGAUUGGAAUUGAUUUAGGCCCAGAUUUCAGGUUUCCAAGCCUUGGUUGAAAAUCUGGUUGUUGUGCCGUGCUGCCUUUUACUGAGGCAGAAAUAUACCUGUUCUUUUAGGACUGGUAUUAAUCAUGACUGUGUAACCCAUGGCAUAAUUAAAAAAAAAAAAAAGGAAUUGGAUUGUCUGUGAGGUUAUUUGCCUGCUUUCCAAUCCAUUGUGAUACUGAAAGGAUCUUUUAUGGUGGCCAUACAGAUAAAUUAAUGAUGAGUUUCAGUAUGUGUAUGCACAUAGGACAGUCCUCACCAAUAUCUGUGUACCAUGGAUAUUGAUCUGUUAGUCAGUUGGGCAGGUCUGAAAAUGAAAUCUGCCAGUGGACUGUGUUGGCCAAUGUGUAAUGCAUUGGAAAUUGGGGUAGUAAAAAAUCACAGCUCCUCUCCCUUAUUUUGUUCUUAUUGUAAAACAAUAGAAAGGUGGCCAUGCAGAAUAUGGAUCCUCAUACGAGAUCUGUCGAUUUGGCCAGUGUAUGGCCAACUUAACUUGUACUUGUUUCUGCUCAUGAUGUAAUUUUACCUGCUUUAAACCUCUCUCCCUUACGUGGUCUAAAGUCAAGUUGGCAUGGAAACAUUUUGCCCAAACAACAUUAUAUAAAGGUGUUGAUUAAAAUGUUCCUUUACAUAACAUAAUUCCUUUAAUAACAUUAUUUUGCAAAACUGAAUUUCUUAAAUGUAAGAAAGAAAGUCAGAAUAUGCUGAUAAAUAAAUGUUUAUCUAAAAAAAGAA